Ornithodoros turicata is the source of this 584-nucleotide messenger RNA. RefSeq names its product E3 ubiquitin-protein ligase PPP1R11-like. The coding region runs from base 96 to 512 and encodes 138 amino acids. Gene Ontology annotation, cellular component: nucleus. Gene Ontology annotation, molecular function: protein phosphatase 1 binding; protein serine/threonine phosphatase inhibitor activity. The record is from RefSeq and is a predicted model, not a curated record. The transcript has 2 exons. Lineage: Eukaryota; Metazoa; Arthropoda; Arachnida; Ixodida; Argasidae.
GCAAUGGCGAGGAAGAAGACGACGGGAAGAAAGGACGGUUCAGUUGUGGCAAAAUUGUGUGGAAUGUGCUGAGCGAAAUCUCCUCGAAUGGAUGAAUGGCUGACCUUAGGCCCGCUACAACAUCAACGAGCCAGACGCAGCAGAUCAGUGCGCCGCAGGAGAAACCCUUGCAGCUGACCAAGAAGUCGAAAACAAAACGCAAGCCUGGCAGGAAAGUGGCGUGGGCGGCCGGAACGGUUGACAACGAGAACAUGAACCGCAAGUCAUCCAAGUGCUGUUGUAUCUACGUCAAGCCCACUCCUUUCGGGGAGUCUGAGGAAGAGGAUGACCAAGACGAGUGCCCCAACUGCCGAGGCCACAUUAUGUACCGGAAGGACGGCCACCUCAGAAGCCCACCUCCCGAAGUUCAACAAGAGUCCGAUGCGCUUCCGCCCGCUGUCCCAGGCAGCAGCGGCGCGCCGGGUCCCAGCAAGGCCAUCUCUUCGCAAACUGGGCUGUCCAAAUUGCCGUAGAUUCAGUCCUGAAUGGCGCUUAUAGUCAAUCACGGAACAUGUAAAGAGAAAGUAACUUAUUUACGCCGCCGA